AUGUCCUCUACACCUCGCCAAAUCAAAUCACUGAAUAAAGAAUUAUAUCUGACCAGCAUACCUUAUAACAGCAAAUUUUAGAGAACUUUUACAAAUGAGGAAAUGUCAAGCGUGUCUAAAAAAUUAGAUUUUGAUCAAUUUGACAAUCAAGUAUCAAAAUCAAACUUAUUGAAAAUGAAUUCACUACCCCUUAAAGGAAUCAGUCAAAUAAGAUGA
This is a messenger RNA of Paramecium octaurelia, 216 nucleotides long. The record is from the annotation of a GenBank genome assembly. Lineage: Eukaryota; Ciliophora; Oligohymenophorea; Peniculida; Parameciidae.